GUGUAAGUGAUACAGAUAUUCCUUGAAGUAGUCAAGACUACAGGGGGCCUAGACACUCGUACUAGUUCGUGACGUGAGCUAAUUUAACCUCUUUUCAAGUUUAUAUUAAUCUGCUGGUAGUUGGUGUUCUUUUAGGCGGUUGCCACGGAGUUUGAACAGAGAUAGUCGACAAUGUGUACGACACUGAUGUGGUGAAAUGUUACAAAGGGAGGUCAUUUGAUCUGCCCGUAUAUAUAUCAGCAAUGUUAUCUUUGGGAUCACUCAUAUUUCUACUAGUUCUGUGCGAUGAUAGAGUUCUUGCAUUGAGAUGCCAACACUGUAUUGAAAGCAAUAAUGACCAGGGAUGUAACAAUACACAUUCCGUUGUCUGUACAACACAACAAGACGUAUGCAUGAUAAUGACCACGUGGAUUGAUACGCCAAACAGUAUGCAACUUUCAAAGUCGUGUAGCCACACUGAAGAAUGCAAAGGUUCCGAACAAAACAAAUCACCCACGUGUUAUCAGACACAAGAUGGAUGGGCAUGUGUAUUUUGUUGUCAUGGAGAUGAUUGCAAUAACGGAGGUGUCGGAGUGAUACCCCGACCUCCCCCGAUCCCACCCGUGCCUGAGCCUCUCAUAGAUCGUUUGGAUGGUGAUUGCGGUGACAAUAGCCGCGCCUGCGCAGUUGCGUUAACGUGGUCUGAACCCGAAAGUUUGGUAACUAUCAAUAAGUUUUGCUCUCAGCCGAGUAAUGAUGUAAUAACCGAGCAUUUUGAAUCGUCGUGUGACAAAGAAGAUAGCCCUGAUUUCUGCGUUUCUUGUUGCAUAUCGGAAAUGAACUCCUGUUUGAGCAAUGUGAACAGCGCCACCACCAGAGCUGUGGACAUUUUCUUUCUUUUGUUUGUAUCUGCAUCUGCUUUAAGUCAUGCCGUUUGA
Molecule: messenger RNA, 917 nt
Organism: Saccoglossus kowalevskii
Lineage: Eukaryota; Metazoa; Hemichordata; Enteropneusta; Harrimaniidae
Source: RefSeq, a predicted model, not a curated record